Molecule: messenger RNA, 602 nt
Organism: Rubroshorea leprosula
Lineage: Eukaryota; Viridiplantae; Streptophyta; Magnoliopsida; Malvales; Dipterocarpaceae
Source: the annotation of a GenBank genome assembly
CUCCAUCUAUUAUCGAUUGAUUUUAGGUUGGAUGCAAGUCUUAUGUUGAGCCCACAUGCACAAUUUUCAUAAUGAUGGUGAUUACGGCCGGGACAUUAAGGCUUUUGACGGUAUUGGCGGUGAGGACAGUGGGGCUCUUACUGGUACUGGUGAUGUGGCAUCACCACUUACUGUUGCGCAUACAUCAUCUGCUCAUGUGGUGCCUCAUAAGCUGAUUGUUUGCAAAUCCACUAGAGGCAAGGCUCCGAGGAGACAACUUGUGACAGAGGUUGAUGCCUCUGCUCCUGGUGGUUGUGGUGAUGAUAGUGAACUGGUUCCCCCUAUUCUUGCUCUUGAUGAUAGUGGUGAUGGCAAUGAGCCAGUUCCUCCUCCUGUUGAAGGAAGUUUGAUUGAUGAUAUUGAUGCAUCUAGAUUGAUAGCUCCAUAGGCAUUCAACCUUAUUAGGUUGGAAAGGAAGUCACGAGAAUAGUUACAUUGUGGACUGAUAAAGAAAGGGGCCUAAGUUAGCUACACCUAUCAAGACUUUCACUACAUAUUAUGGCAAACUACAUUUUAUAUAUUCUUCACUUCACGACUACUUCUAAUAACUGUUUUUAUAAUGG